CCAACAGGAUAUCCCAGGCUCUGCUUUCCACACAGCUCAGAUUGUUGACAUGCCUCCUCCAGCUCUGUGUGCGCACACCUCUCGCAUUCACUGCCUGUCAAGGAGACUGUUGUGUUGCACUGCUUGACGUCAAUUUCUGGAAAGAAAUUCCCUUCGCCUCCUGCUGACAGGCAUUCAUCACCGGCGACCCGUGCAGGUAAAGUCUCAGUGCUGACGACACUCUCCACAACUGGUCUGAAGCUACAGGAAGCAAGAGGGGAAUCCCUUCUUUGAGGAGGGGGUGGGAUAGCUGGGGUAGAACCCAACACUGGGAAGCCUGGUACGGAGGCCACCACCUCUAUCCCAUCAAAGUUCUCUUGAGGCAUAGAACAUACCGAAGAUGAGAAAAGGACACUGCGAGCGGUUUCCUUCACCUUAGCUAAUCUUAACUCAGAGUUUAAGCUUGAGACACCAUCAGACUCCAGGUCCAAGCUCGGAUCUAGUGGAAGGCUUUCUAAAAUAAAACUGGAAGCAACUUUGGUUUGAGUCUGCUCAUGCAUUUCUAUAUCCUCGGCAGCAAAUGAAGGGGUAUCGGACGAACACAAUGUUUCAGAUGUGUAUUGGACAUCUGAGAUACGGCUAACUAUGGUUUGCUCUAAGAGAUUGGCGUCUUGUUCCUUGCAGGUUUCUCCAUGACUGGCAGCAUCCAAACUAGUCUUACUAAGUGACUGGGUAAGAGGAAAAGGGUCAUUUUUCAAGUUCGUAUCUUUAUUUUCUUUAGGUUUUUGGUCAGGGAGAGUGAUUGACAGAUCAAACAAAUUCAACAGAUCAGGAGUGAGGCUCUGUUGAGAUGACACUGGGUCCCCCUUUGAGGACUCACUAGAGGCCAGCUCAUUUCUAGAUGAUCUCAUGUUACUAUUCAACAAAUUUGACAGAUCAGGAGUGAGGCUCAGUUCAGAUGGCAUUGUGUUAUUCCGUAAGGACUCAGUGGAAACUUGUCCAAGUCUAGCUGAACAUUCCACAUCCCUUAACUGGUCCUCACUUAAAAGUUUAAAAUCAACCUCUGGGUCAUCAGAAUACAGUUUCAUAGUCUCUAGCUGGACAGGUGAGCUGUCACUAGGUGGUGCUAGUGUGCUUUUCUUUCCGUUGAGCCCAAGACCUGUCCUUUUGGCUUCCUUGUUUAGUUUUGGAACACACAGUUCCCAGUGGUUAACCGUGUUUAGCUUUUUGAGUUUCAGGUCACCAAAUUCUUCAUCAGGUAAAUGGAAAUCUCUUAUGUCUAAACAAAUCGGCAGAUCUUUUAUGCUGAUCCAGGUGCUUAGAGAAUAGAAGGCAGAGCCUGUAAAACAGAAAUAGGUAUAUGUAAAAUUUACAGGUUUUAAGACCUUUUUUUUUAUUAUUAGAAUUUUUUUUAAAUAUUUCAUUAGUCUUAAAAUUAAUCCAUGCUACAGAUGUCUAUUUUACAUAAGAGAAUGACAACCGGUAGUCUUGAUGAGGUACCAGUGAGACAGAGGCUGGAUUAGUGAUCUAUAAAAAGGCAGGCUUUAUUUCAACAUCAAUAAUCAAAAGUAGUAUUUUUAGUUGAGGAUUACAGACACAAUGUAACCUUUUUAAUUUUAUGAUAAAAUCCAGAUCAGAUUCACCUAGAGACAGCUGCCAACAGCACAAUUUCAUUUAUGGGUGCUUACGUGUGCCCCAAUAAUUUAUUUGAAAUGGACAAGGGGUUGAUUUAAAGUGGGGUGUUCAAAACGGUGACCCCAAGAUUUCCUAUAACUACACCUCCGAUAAUGCUGUCAGUGGAAAAAGCUGGAGAGAACUUUUGGAAUCAUCUCCCCAUAUGAUUUAUUGGUUAUUAAAUAGUUUUGUACCCAAAAGAGCACACAAACAGUACUAGAAUUUAGCAAAACCUGCAGUUUUAUAUUUUUAUAAGUGCUCUUACCCUAGGGAGUUAUUUACUAAACAGUGAAUUGUUGAGAGCCAACUAUGGAGCAGCAAAAUUGAGGCCCAGAUAGUGAAUUAGAAAAUUAGCUAGUUUUCAUCUUUCACCUAUAUUUUAGUUUUUCUUUUCAAUUCAUCACAAGUCACUGCUCAGUGAAUACAAUCCUCCCUCCAUAUUAUUAACAUUGAUUCAAUAGCCAAAGCUUCCAGCAUACCAGACCAAUAUUUGAUCUUUAAAAUCCCAGUAUCACAGAAACAGGCUGUUUAUUCAAGUUAGAAACUUUUUUAAUUUAAAUUUUUAGGCCAAAGUAGCUGAAAUGAAGACAGUUUCACUAGGAGAAUUUUUCCAUUUUGACUAGUUUGGCAUUAAAUAGAAAUUUUCCCUGGAGAAUUCUGGACAAUUCCCAGUUCAGUGAAUAACUAUUAGUGGCUUGCUGGUUAAGACUCACCUGCACAUUUAGGGUCUUGUUUUAAUGCUUUGUGGAUGGAUAGGUCGCUUUCAAAGCUUUCCAGGUUUUUCUGCAAAGGCUCACCAUGAAAGCUAGCAGAGUUCCGUGGUCGUAACGUGUACAUGCUUUGUCCAGCUGGCAGUGUUUGGUCCUCUUCCGGAUUGGAUCCUUCUGUAACCCUCGACUUUCCUGCUUCAGUGGUAGAACACACAGGGUUGACCUGUGGAUCUGUUCCCGUCAGGGCUCGCCCCUCACAGUUCUCUUUUUCACUUUGCGAUCCACUUGUAAGGCCAGCAAAUUCAAGCUGGACAGAGAGGUCCUUAAGAUCAGGAGAAGCUGCCAAAGGCUGCAUUUUAAUGGGUGGACUACUCCCUUUACAUUUUCUCCUCCUGCCACGGGAUCUACCUGUGGGUGGGUGACUUAGAGGUGUCUGUGAUGUUCUGCUGGCAACAGAUCCAUGUUCUAUAAGACCUUGAGGUGACGGAGACAUUAGGGAGCAAUCCUGUGCCACGUUGCCUUUCUCCUGCUUUGCUCUCCCUCUCGAAGCUCUCCUGCCGGUGCCAAGUUGGCUCUGGAUCACUGCGUCUAGGUCCACUUUCCUCUGACAGCUGGACAUACGCCGCGUUGUUCUUACAUAAUACUCCACGGGGAAUAAAAGCCCCUCUACAAGAGUGCAAGAACUGAGUGGGCUACUCUGCUCGCCCGUUAAACUGGACUCUCUUUGGGCCACAUUGUCUACCUGAAGAGGCUUCUGUUCGACUGAAUCUUGUAGUGCGUUGUGUGUAGUGUUACGCUCGCCAGCAUUAUUAAAGGCUCUGCUGGCAGCUUCCUCCAUGGGACAUUUCAUGAUAGAACCAGAUUGUCUCUUUUGCCCUUCUUUGGUGUUCUGUUUACUUCCCCUGGGUUUCUCCGCAGUGUCUAUGGUUGAUAUACCCUCCACAUCUGUAGAAAGUAAAAAUGUGCGUUUUGUGUGAUCACCAGGAUGGUGGCAUUCACCUAUAGAAUUACCUCUGGCAAUCAAUGUGCUGGGAACAGGGUCAGUUUUAUUUACAUUAGUGGUACCUGCAGGUUUCCGAUUCUUGGCACAGUCACUAGGUAAGGGAUGGCUGGCUGCCACCCCAGCUCCAUCUGCCUUUAAACUAAUAUUGUGCAAAUUAGUUUGCUUUAUACACACAGGUGAUGAUGGGUUAUACAAGCUCGGCACCUCAUGCCGUAGCCGUCCUGACUCACUCAAAGAACUGCUGGGCAGACAGAUACUUGUUUGUGAAGAUUCUACAAAGGAGUCUCGAUUCUUUGAUCUAUUUAACUUCAGUCGGCUUCUUGGAGUCUGAUCCCGGUUGCCCUGACCCUUGGGUGUAAAAGGAUUGCCUUGCCCAACAAGAGCUCUCUCGAAAUCCUGAGGGGAGCUGGCUCCUGCACAAUGUAUUUCGGGGUCCGCAUUAAAUGUAACAUGGGACUCUCUCGCUUUGUCAGCUUGCGGGGGUUGGCAACUUCUUUGGGGCUCGAUGACAUCUCCUAGGGUGCUGGCAGAAAUGCAUGGUGGUUCUGUGGCAUAAAAAUGAAACAAAUGAUCAACAAAUGGAAAACAAGAGCCACAAAACUGAAAACGAAGGAAAAUAAUGAUUACCAGACACUUGGAAAACCAAUGUCAGACAGACACCCCUUGUAUGUAGUGGUAGCAGUACGGACUACAAUACCCAGCUAAAUCAAAGCUUGAGAGACACAAAGUGUGAAAAUACAAACCCUUAAGGCAUUCCCAAGGCUGUAUUAGAUCCCAUUUUUUCAUGCAUUAUAGAAACUAUGCAUUUAAACAUACAGGAAAAAAAAACAAAAAAAAAAAAAAACUAAAAUUGCACCAUUUAGAAGAAGAAGAAAAAAAUAUGUUCUGGUAUUUGCAACCUCUGCCAUUGUGCUCUGUCUAAAUCAGGAAGUAACUGACACCACUGUCAGCAAUCCUAGACAUCUGACUGUUUUCAAUCAGAGUGCUGAAUAUAACCUGUAAACUUCCAAUCAUCAGAAAACAUGAAUGGAACUACUGCAUGAGCUGAGAGCAACACAGCUCCAAAGGCCGAUAGAACAAGAGGGAAAUUUACAAAAACAUGUGAAUGAGACAGUUUUAGUUAGUGGGUACUGUUGUCCAAUGAGCAAGUACAGGUACUUUACUGAGCAUGGAAGGGUGAGGAGGCCAUAUGUUUUCUGCUGUGUCUUAUUUGCGUGGAGGAGGCGCUUACAGUGAGGGAAAAAAGUAUUUGAUCCCCUGCUGAUUUUGAAUGUUUGCCCGCUGACAAAGAAAUGAUCAGUCCAUAAUUUUAAUGGUAGGUGUGUUUUAACAGUGAGAGAGAGAAUAACGAAAAAGAAAAAAAAAAUCCAGAAAAACACAUUUCAAAAAAGUUAUAAAUUGAUUUGCAUGUCAAUGAGUGAAAUAAGUAUUUGACCUCUUCGACUUAGUACUUGGAGGUCAGACGUUUCUUGUAGUUGGUCACCAGGUUUGCAUACAUCCCAGGAGGGAUUUUGUCCCACUCCUCUUUGCAGAUCCUCUCCAAGUCAUUAGGGUUUUUCGAGGCUGAUGUUUAGAUCCUGGAGUCGCCUACUCGAACCUUCAUCUCCCUCCACAGAUUUUUUUUUAUAGGAUUAAGGUCUAGAAACUGGCUAGGCCACUCCAGGACCUUAAUGUGCUUCUUCUUGAGCCACUCCUUUGUUGCCUUAGCUGUGUGUUUUGGGUCAUUGUCAUGCUGGAAUACCCAUCCAUAACCCAUUUUUAAUGCCCUGGCUGAGGGAAGGAGGUUCUUACCCAAGAUUUGAUAGUACAUGGCCCCGCUCAUCGUCCCUUUGAUGCGGUGCAGUUGUCCUGUCCCCUUAGCAGAAAAACACCCCCAAAGCAUAAUGUUUCCACCUCCAUGUUUGAUGGUGAGGAUGGUCUUCUUGGGGUCAUAGGCAGCAUGCCCCCUCCUCCAAACACGGCGAGUUGGGUUGAUGCCAAAGAGCUCGAUUUUGCUCUCAUCUAACCACAACACUUUCACCCAGUACUCCUCUGAAUCAUUCAGACGUUCAUUGGCAAACUUCAGAAGGCCCUGUACAUGUGCUUUCUUGAGAAGGUGGACCUUGUGUGUCCUGCAGGAUUUCAGUCCUUGACGGUGUAGUGUGUUACCAAUAGUUUUCUUGGUGACUAUGGUCCCAGCUGCCUUGAGAUCAUUAACAAGAUUCUCCUGUGCAGUUCUGGGAUGAUUCCUCACCAUUCUCAUAAUCAUUGAGACUCCACGUGGUGAGAUCUUGCAUGCAGCACCAGACCAAGGGAGACUGACAGUUAUUUUGUGUUUCUUCCAUUUGCGAAUAAUCGCACAAACUGUUGUCACCUUCUCACCAAGCUGCUUGGCGAUGGUCUUGUAGCCCAUUCCAGCCUUGUGUAGGUCUACAAUCUUGUCCAUGCCAUCCUUAGACAACUCUUUGGUCUUGGCCAUGGUGGAGAGUUUGGAAUCUGAUUGAUUGUUUCUGUGGACAGGUGUCUUUUAUACAGGUAACAAACUGAGAUUAGGAGCACUCCCUUUAAGAGAAUACUUCUAAUCUCAGCCCGUUACCUGUAUAAAAGCCACCUGGAGCCAGAAAUCUUGCUGAUUGAUAGGGGAUCAAAUACUUAUUUCACUCAUUGACAUGCAAAUCAAUUUAUAACUUUUUUGACAUGCAUUUUUCUAGAUAUCUUUUGUUAUUUUGUCUCUCACUGUUAAAAUCCACCUACCAUUAAAAUGAUAUACUGAUCAUUUCUUUGUCAGUGGGCAAACGUUCAAAAUCAGCAGGGGAUCAAAUAUUUUUUUCCCCUCGCUGUAUUACUGUAGUUACGAGAAACUAGGAAAAGAAAGACAGGAAGAGGUGGACCAACUUACACCAUAACCUAUAUAAGGAGCAGGCCAUGAUGACCGGACUCUUAAUAGAUCACCAUUAAUCUUAUCUGUAUCGGUAUUAAUAUUAAUGGUAUUUAUUUUCCUUGCGCAAACAUAAUAUCUUGUUAUAUAAACAUGUACUGUGUCACACGCCUCAAGUACACAAUGGUAAUUAUUUUAUUUAGUACAGCAUCUGCUAUUAAUGUUAAUAAUUCUAGAAAGGCACAUAUUAACACAGACAUAUCCGCAUGCAUAAAAAAUAUAUAAAAAAAAUGAGCAGAGGUUGGUUUGCCAUUUUUUCAGCAGGUUCGCUUCGGGAAAUAUAAGUUUGAACAUGAUGGCUUUCAAUAAAAUGGCUUUUGCCCUAAAAGUAUUUUCCCAUUUAAAUUAUUAUGUAAUGCAAAAUAUAAAUAUACUCCAACCGCCACUGUCUCUUUAAGUAAAAACUAUUUGCUAUCAAUUCAACUUGCUCAACGUGUAGGUUAAAUGUUGUGUCACUAUGACACGAUGAGUUCAGCUAACACACAUAGAAUGAAGGAAUGGUGACAUUCUCCCGGGACACACCUGCUGUAAGCGUUUCUUUACGGUCUUGUCUUCGUAAACGAUUCUGCUCCUCUAUAGUCUUCUUCACAUGAGCUUUGACUCUCUCGGCUCUUUGCGAUCUCUGUGUAAGAGAAAUAAGAUGAACCUUUUAAAGUUUGAACAGUUGUAGCAAUUGCCUCUCUGUCUAUAGAUAAAUAUGUCAAUGCUGAUGAUCUUAAUAUUAUAUAUAAAGUAAACUCUGAUAUUUGAAGUCCACAAUCAGAAAAAAAAUUGGCCAAUAAGUUAGGUCAUUAAACACAAACCGUACAAAAGGCGCACUCAGUCCCCAGGCAAUGCCAUUUCCAUACUAGCCCACAUAUGAGAAGCAAAUCCAAUUAAAUACAUUUAUAAAGUACUGACUUUGCCGACAAGAACAGAUCAAUAAGGCAAAUUAAGUGUAAUAGUCAAUUUGCAAACUCAAAGUAAAUACUGCUAGUCAUUGUAUAGAUCGUCCAGCACAUAUCAGAUUGGAUGUGAGCUAAGAUGGAUAGGGUACGACAUCUUCAAAUACUUUUUGCACCAUCCAAAAAAAAAAAAAGAAUUUGGGUAUAUAUCAUAAUGUAUCCCUACUGCGGCAAUUAUAUAAUUAGAGUUCUUAAUGCUGGGCACCAGCAUAGACAAGCAACCAAUAGAAAAUCCGGACUUAUUUAGCAAUGUGUGAAUUGGCAGGAUUCUAAGUGCAUUUCAAUUUUUGGGCAAUAAAAAGCCAAAUUGGUAAAAAUUCCCCAGGCGAGCUGUUUUCGGUUAGCAAUUGUGGUACAAAAUGUGAAAUUUACUUUGAAUUGCAAACGAUUCACAGUUUGGAGAAUAAAACUGAUAACCAUAAAUUGAAUUUGCUAAUCUGCUAGAAAUUUGGUUAACAUCACCUAUACGUAAAAUUUAACAAAAGUCAUGAUAUGGAAUAUUCCGUAUCACAUGUACAUUUUAAAGCUCAGUGAUCGCAACUUUUUCUAAACAGGAGCAGAAUGGAUUUGUGUCCAGUUCACAUUGAGAAUACGCCCAAUAACACAUUUUAUCAGAGAACGUCAUACUAGUUAUUAGAAAACCUUAUAUUUCACAGAACCUUAUGCUCACCUGCAAGCGAUUAAACGUUUUCUUGUAUUCUUUCUUCAACAAAGCAAGUUUUUCCUUUAGCUGUAGAAAGUUAGAAAAAUAGAAAAGAUUAGAAUUCACAAGUCUGUGUGUGAUUAUCAUUUCAAAAAUCGGAUUCAAAUCUUGAAAUUAGGUUUUCAAUUACCUACACUCAGUAAUUAGUGAAAGGCACCAAUAAUGUGAAAUUGGACUAAAAUCAAUAUACCGGUACACACAAAAUGGAAUUAUAAGGAGAGACAACAGAUACACUUUAAAAAAAUACCUCAUCGUAGUAUUUAUGAGAAGAUUGCAUUUGCAUACAUCUGUCAGGAAAUAUCAAUAUCCUACACUGCUAGCCAAACCUAAAAGCUUCAAGCCACUACAAGCCAGGAAGGCCCAUGGAAUCCUCAUCAGGGGAAUAUUUCUACUUCCAAGUCAAUACAUUUUAGAGCAGGCCUGUCCAACCUGCGGCCCCCCAGAUGUUGCUGAACUACAACUCCUAUGAUUCUUUCAAUGAAACAGAUAGCCAGGGAAUCAUGGGAGUUGUAGUUCAGCAACAUCUGGGGGGCGCAGGUUGGACAGCCCUGUUUUAGAGCAUCAUUUUUGUUUGAUGCAAAUACUCACCUUUACUUUUUCUUUUACAGUGAGGCAUUUAUCUUCAGAAUCUUCCAUGGCCAAAUUCUAUUAGCUAGUGUCAUACUGUAAGAGAGAAAAAGGAAACACACAGUUAAAGAUAUAUUCUCUGGAAAUGACUUAUCCAGGGGGGAGGUGUGCAGCCACAGGUGCAGCAGAACUACACCUCCCAUGCCAGCCAAAAGUUGUAGUUCUAGAACAGAUGGGAUUUUGGCCAUCCCUGCUCCAGGGUUUAUAAGAAGCAGCCAGUGCCUUUUCUUUGGUUUUCUUCUAAAAUUAGUUGUGGGAAUGGCAUAUAACGGCAGAUUAAACCCAUCUAAUGACAAUCCUGACCAUCUCCAAUCACUCUAUUGAUGUGUGGUUAAAGGACAAUUCUAGGUACACGCAGUGUUUUGUAUUCUUCUUACUGUCAUGCAGGCAGUGACCGCCCCUCUGUGUAAUUGUCACACCGCGCAUCACUCUGGACGCUGAGCCCAUUUGGCACUUUAUACAAAUGGGAGUUCACGUCAUUCCUGCAUCAAAAUUUCUACAACUCACUCCUCAUUCUUCGCGCAUUUUUUGGUGCACUGGAAUGUUUAUUACCAAUAGAAACUCACCCUGAUGCAGAGCUGGCUGAGCCAACGGGAGUAGAGGGGUAGUGUUUAUUAGAAAAUCAUUUUUUACCUAAAAAGCAAACGUCAAGCUUUAUUCGAAUUACUAAAUUCUAUUCGCAGAAUAUUCCCCAACUUUUGUAAAUAUUAUGGUAUUUAAACCGGUCUCCUCAGGACGCAGACGUCCUGUUAGUUCUGCUUAGCCCAAUGUUGUUCCUUGUUGUUUUUCCUUUAAAUGUGAUAUUGGAGGGGCGUGGCCAACUACCGAGGUGGACGGCCGCAUGGAGUAGGAGCUCCGGCGAAAAAAGACCCCAACAGCGUGACAAACCGCAGCAUAACGCCGCCAAAGUGCCCCCAGACGUAUUACCUACCUCACUGUGCAUGAUGGCACCGGCGAAGCAGACAAAACUCACGGACCCGGUCCGCAGCGCUAAAAAAGAUAAAGUGCGGCCUACGCAAGACGGCGAGGAGGGUCCGCAGGCCUCUCAAGGAGCUGAGCUACAAGAAGAACAGGAGGGCGAUAUAGGCCACUACACAGAUGCGCCCGUAACCGAAAAGAGAUUAUAUACCAUGCUCCAAGAAUUCAGAGUAUCGCUCCAGCAUGACUUCAAAAAAGUCACAAGCGAACUGAGGAAAGACAUCAAUGAUAUCGGUGAGCGUACCAACCGCCUUGAGGCCCGCUCCGACGCACUUAGCGCAGAACAAAAUGAUUUAGCAGAGACGGUGCAUCAGAUAACACUGGAACACCAACAAUUUAAGAGGAAAUUGGCUGAUAUGGAGGACAGAUCCCGCAGGAAAAACGUCCGAUUCAGGGGGAUCCCAGAAUCUGUCUCGCGGGACGCGCUUAUGGCCUACUUGUUGGGAAUCUGCAAGGCCAAACGUUGUGGACUCAGAGUGGCUCAUGGACAGGGCCCACCGUCUCCCGCGCCCACCGAGACUCGCUCAAGAUACGCCGAGAGACACGGUGGUACGCUUUCAUUAUUAUAGAGCAAAGGAGACUCUGCUCGCCGCGGCUCGGAAACUUCCCAAAUUACCUGACCCCUACGAAACAAUUCAACUGUACGCGGACCUGUCUGCACCAUGGCCCGCCGACGGGACUUCAUCACAGUAACAAAAACGUUGCGGAAUAACAAUAUACCCUACCGCUGGGGAUACCCCACGAAGGUGAUUGUGUGGAAAGGGGGGAAGAAUCACAUAGCAGAAGAACCCGAAGUGGGUAUGAGAUUACUGGCGGAAUGGGGCCUCUUCCCUUACAAGGAGCCUGAAGUACGCAGAGGAUCACCGCAGCGACGGCUGCAAGAGGACUGGCAAAUGGUGGGCUCACCUAGCAAAACCCGAAAGAACUGACGGCCCGAUUAGCCGCUCAAAGGCAAGGCCCAGAGCAACGCGCUGGGUGCCACAGGAAUAUCCUUUUACUUGUAUGGUUAAUAUUGCUCGUGUUAUAAUAGUGUUAUAGCUUUUGCGCACAGGCCCUGUUAAAAGUACCAUAGUGCCCAGAGAGAGGGGCUGGAUAGCCCUAGAGACUAUGAUAUAAUUCAGUGUAAAUAUUGGUGGUAUUUGAGGAUGAAGGCCUGUUUAGCCGCCAAAUUGGAAAGACUAAAAGAUCAACGAACUGUGUGAAACAGGAAUAUCCUUUUCUUUAUAUGGUUAAUAUUGUUCAUGUUCAAAUGUUGUCACAGAGCUUGCGCGAAGGCCCAGUUAAAUGUACCAUAGGGCCCGGGGGGACGGGCUGGAUGGCUCCAGAGACUAUGAUCACAAUACCCUGUAAAUGUUGAUGGUAUAUGAGGAGGGCAGAAUGCUAGAGAGACAGGGUAUAGCUCAGACCGUAUACCACACCCGCGAAUGUAGGACAGCACCCCUGGAAACUGGCAGUCCCCGGGUACGAAUGCCCCCAUCAGCGCACGACCAAGCGCGCACUCUACAGAGGGAUAGGUUGAGAUUGGGGCUCAUAGGAUGCAUGGCCACUUCGGCAUUAUGCCCCCCCCCCCCCGUCUUAAUAUGGUACUCCUGUCAAUGUCCCAACCGGAACCUGACAAUUAGGUGCCAGGUGAGCACUACUAGGACUGCAGCACCGAAGCAACUGGUUUCCCAGGCAGGGUGGGGAAUCUCACUAGAGCAAGCAGUGGCAAACAGGAGGGAACAGCAGGCGGGGGGGCCGUGGGGAUGGAGGGCCACACAAUGACAAAGCUGAGCUAUAGUGGAAAGCCUCACAUCACUAAGGAGCUCGAACAAUGCAACAAAUGAUGAGGUUUAAAACAUCUGCUGUCCCAUUUGUAUUACGCAUGUGCAGGGACCGUUACACAGAAGGGGCACGCAGGGGAGCAUCGUGCACCACGACACGACCAGAGUAACAAACGCUGACCCCAUGACGGAAAUGAGGCACGGGUAUACGCGGCCCCUAUCCGGUGACGGGACAAUAGGGUGCGGUCAUGCAGGAGGUAGCCACAUAAGUAUAGCUCCUAAAGGCGGGAUUGCACUGGCGGGCAAACAGGGAAGGUAGAGGGUCUACUCGUCACUCCUCACCAUACAACCCCCCCAAGACUGAUCGUGAUGAGGGGACAAAUUGACCUGCUCACACCUCAGUCGAGGAUAACGCCUAGGGAGGUGUUAAAAAACUGUAAAUACUUAUUUUUCUCCUUACACUCUUCUCUAAAACCCUUCACCUAUCGGUUCACUAGUGAUGCCACUUACUUCAUCAACCCACACCAGGGCAGCUACUCAUUUAGCGUUAGCCCAACAACAGACAAUGGGUGACUCACUCAAGCUACUUUCGCUGAAUGUAAAAGGCCUUAACAGCCCCCACAAACGUAGGAUGACUGCUUGCGAAAUUUUAAAAACACAAGCGGCAAUAGUCUGCUUACAGGAGACACACUUUCGCAAACGUACUCCACCCAAAUUCCAGAUAAAGCACUAUACCCAGGAAUUUCAUGCCAUGGCCAACACAAAAUCCAAGGGAGUAUCGAUUUACUUCCACAGAGACUGGGCAUUCUCCCUCACCAAACAAUACACAGGCAAAGAUGGGAGGCUACUGAUACUAGUGGGGUCCCUAAACGGCCUCCAGAUAACGGUGGCAUCUCUGUAUGCCCCGAAUGACUCUCAGAAAUCCUUCCUGACCACGGCCUUCCGGAAAAUAGAUCGGUACAAGCAGGGCCACACACUGAUCUGUGGAGACUUUAAUUGCUCACCAGACCCGCACAUGGACAUGUGUAGAACGAACUAUAAAACACCAAAGAGCAGAUCGAUCUCCCUGGGAACCCACCUUUCCAGCCUACUACACACUCAUGACUAUUAUGACGUGUGGCGCAAUCUAUACCCCACAGAUAGGGAUUACACAUUCUAUUCACAACCUCACAUGACAUAUUCCAGAAUAGACCUGUGUCUUUUUGACAAACGCACCAUAUCACAUGCGCUUAAAGCGCAGAUUGGGCCCAUCACCUGGUCAGACCACGCACCCAUGAUAAUCACAAUGAAAACACCCCACCCCGCUAGAGGAAGAGGCACAUGGAAACUAAAUGAGGCAUUAUUGGACACCCCCAAGCACCUCAAGGCCCUUGUCACCCAUCUAAACCACUACUUCUCAGAUCAUGAACACUGCACGACACCACUGACGACCCAAUGGGAAGCGCACAAAGCGGUCAUGCGCGGACACCUUGUGCAAAUUGGCUCCCUAACAAAGAAACAUCAUCAAAACGCACAGCUGGGCAUGGAGCGGGAAAUUUCCACGCUUGAAACCCAACACAAAGCCAACCCAACUAAACGUACUCAUAAACAACUAACGUCCCUAAGAGCAAAAUUAGAAGCAGAACAGCUAAAAAUAACUGAGAGGCACAUGCGCUACCUUAAGCAAACUUACUACAUGACAGGGAACAAAGCGGGCAAACGCUUAGCUAACAAACUAAAACAGAAAUAUAUACAAUCCAAAAUACCAUACCUCACCUCCUCACUAGGGACGAAACUUUACCAUCCCCAAGACAUAGUAAAUGAACUCGCGCACUACUACGAAAACCUAUACCAACUGGGUAGGGACCCGGGGACACAUCAACCCACCAGGGUGGAAAUUGAGCAAUUCAUAGCGCAAGCAACCCUCCCCCGUCUGUCACCAGCCCAAGCGGAAUCACUCAAACAACCGUUCACUGAGGAAGAAGUAGAAUUGGCGAUACGUACGCUCCCUAAGCAUAAAGCACCCGGCCCAGACGGCCUGUCCAAUUACUACUACAUAAAGCUAGCGCCACAACUUACUCCCCACCUAACAACGCUAUUUAAUUCCAUAAAAAACUCAGGCGACAUACCACGGGACAUGUUGGGAGCAUACAUUGUUACCCUACCCAAACCCAACAAAACACCCACGAUGUGCGCCAAUUUACGGCCAAUCUCCCUCCUCAAUGCGGAUGUAAAACUGUACGCAAAACUAGUGGCGGCGAGGCUUCGGCCCCUGUUGUCAACACUAAUCUCCGCGGAGCAGGCAGGAUUUGUACCUGGAAGACAGGUGGGGGAUAACACCAGACAAUUUCUAAAUAUCAUAGAUUGGGCCAACCAGUCCUCCCAAAAGGGGCUGCUCCUCGCCUUAGAUGCAGAAAAGGCAUUUGACCGCCUGCACUGGGGCUACAUGGAGAGUACCCUAGCGGCCAUGAAUAUCCCCCCCGAGUUCAUCCGUAGCAUAUUGUCGCUCUACCACCGACCCUUUGCUAAAGUCUUCAAUACAGGCUUCCUUUCGAACCCCUUCGACAUCCUCAACGGCACACGCCAAGGCUGCCCAUUAUCCCCGCUCAUAUUCAUACUGUGCCUAGAGCCAUUAGUACGACUGAUUAAGCAGAAUGAGCAUAUCAAAGGGUUGAACACACCAGGGGGUACAAAGAAGCUAGCGCUCUUUGCAGAUGAUAUACUUCUCUUUCUUACAGAACCAGACACCUCCAUCCCGGAGUUACUGACACUCCUAGGGAGAUAUGGUCAAACAUCUUACUAUAAAAAUAACAUCACCAAAACCCAGGCUCUUCCCAUAAAUCUUCCACAAAAGGAGGUGUCCGAGCUAAUAAAACAGCAUCAGUUUGAUUGGCGACGGGAUAACCUGACCUACCUAGGAAUAAAAUUAACCAAAUCCCUCCAAACAAUCCAGAAAGAGAACCACUACCCCGUGCUGCACAAGAUAAAAGGGACAUUAGAGAAAUGGGCUGACCUAGAGGUGUCCUGGCUGGGGCGCAUCAAUACGCUCAAAAUGAUGGUACUGCCCUUGAUCAUAUACUUAUUCCGCACACUCCCCAUAGCGCUGCCAAACAAACUAAUAACCAUGUUCCAAUCUACGAUAAACGGGCACAUCUGGAAGAGGAAACCACCUUGAGUGGCGCAAAAUAGCAUGGGACUUCCCUAUGACAGAGGAGGAUUGGGCCUCCCCAUCAUAAGGGGUUAUUAUAGGGCUACAACAUUAGCCCAAAGCAUCCGAUUAUUACAACCAAAAAAUGCCGGCUUUCAACCAUUGUGGCUAGAAUUAGAAAACGCCUGCCUGCAGCCAUAUGACCUGACCCACUCUCUGUGGACACAUUCUUAUCCCCUGCCAACAACUAAACCCAAGCUACGUUGCACUGAAUUCCAAAUACGGUCCUGGGUGUCCUGGGGUAAACACAUAGUGGGAACAGCAACAUUACUUAGAUCCGCACCAGUGGAAACGCUGGGGGCGCUAUCAACCGACCUGUCACUGAAAACGUGGGCUGACAAAGGUAUAGCCCGGGUGGGAGAUCUAUGCGAAGGCUCAGAAAUCAUACCGUUCCCCACGCUUCAACAGAAAUACUCAUUAAGCACGAGGGACAUGUUCUUAUACCUAAGAGUGAAAAGCGUCCUUCUCACGGCAUUAAAUAGGGGGCUGGACCCGAAUCCCCAGGGGGCACUACAACCGCAACAAAUACUAUCACACACGUGCACGAAGCCCUUAGCCCUUAGCCCUAUGCUACGGCACCAUCCUCCAAGGCCCUACUGCAGGGAAACUCUCCUAUAUGACCAAAUGGGAGGAGGAACUGGGAACCUCGAUUCCUUUAGCACAAUGGCACGAGGCGCUGCGCAACACUAAACGCGCAUCGAGCAGCCUGUCGCUGUGGGAAGCAUAUUGUAAAAUAAUGAUGCGUUGGUACUUAGUACCGCACAGGCUGUCGCGCAUCUACGCGGAUGCACCUGCGAACUGCUGGAGAUGUGAGGAAAGUAGAGGUACGAUGCUACAUGUAUUCUGGGAUUGCCCUGCCCUGGGGAGUACUGGGAUAAAGUGGGCACACUGAUACAUACCAUAACACACUGCACAAUCCCCAAAGAUGCAAAAGGAUACCUUCUACACAUAGCCCCUGAUUUAGCGCACCACGCAAAUCGAACAGUGGCACUAAAUAUCCUUACCGUGGCAAAAAUCAAUAUAGCCUCCCAUUGGAAAACUAAGAAUGUAUCAACAAUGGAAAAUAUAUGCCAAAGAAUAGACACGAUCUGCUCUUACGAACGAAUGGCAGGCAGGGUACAGGGUAAUGAACACAGAAGGGAGCGGGAGUGGGAAUGCUGGUCCUCAAGGGAAGGAGAAUGAGACAUAAGAUAAGAUGACUCUAGGAACAAUCGUAGCGGCACGACUGAGCAGGACAUCCUAACAGUAUGUAACACACUUGCUGGCAGUUGACGACAAGGUCUUUAAAAAAGUAGCGAAGUCGAGGAGAUUAUGCAACAUAGCCGCAGACUAGCAGGGAGCAAAACCCCUGAGCAGGGAGCAAGCUGAUAGAAACGCAAAUAGCAAAGCUAUAAAAGCUGUAUAAUUUGACGACUGCGUAUGGCAAUAGCAACGUGCUUAAAACACUGUUGGUACGCAGAGUCCAAUGAAGGUUAUUACAAACUCGACCAUGAACAUAAAUUUUAUAACCCCAACGUUAUCUUACAACCUCAACGUUAUGGAAUGUAUGCGCUCUGUAUAUGUGCUAUGCGCUCUGUAAAUGUAUAUGCAUCACAGUGAACUGUACCCCCCCCUCUCAUUAUGAUUUCCCCCACCUCCUUUUUUUUUUUCUGUAUCCACACUACCGUUUAAUUGUCAUGAUGUAUAAAAACAAUAAAAAACAGAUAUUUGAAAAAAUAAAUAAAUGUGGUAUUGGCUUGUUUAUCUUUGACUUAAUGCUAGUUGUAUUGUUUUUUUUCUGAUUUUCUUUACUCCUUGUCCUUGGCUCGUGUAUGUCACCAUUCUCUUGUUAUCUACUAAAGGCUCCCUUUGAGGCCCGGCCACUCUAAGGAUUGGUAAUGUGGACUAUCCUGCUAUGCUAUCGUUUGAUUUUUGGGUCUCUGAUAGCCAUGAUUCUUUCCUUUUUGUACACAUAAUGAUGUAAUUAAUAGUGUCUUUAAGUGAGUUGUAGUUCAGCUUUUAGCUUUCAACAGUACGUAGUUGUCAUAUUCAACUACAUCUCCUCGAUACUUCUACUAGCCUAUAAAGCACUAUUUAGGUGAACAUUAGGCUUGUCUGUCUCACUUGCUUGCUUGAUGACACCUCUUUGCAGAGGCUGCAAGGCCUUAAGGUUUGCAGCAAAUAUUGGAAGUAUAAAUGUGAGUAUCUUUUAUAUUAUUAUUUUUAAUGUAUGGUUUGUGCAUAUAUAAUUUUAAAGGGUUAUCUAUGCAAUGCAUUAAAAAUGGUGGCUUGACUCAAGCCUAUGAGAGUCUCUUUGAAAAAGCUCUAUAAUAACCCAACAAUAUUAAGAUUUUGUAUUUUCUUAACUAAUAUAUGGUCUUUGAUACCAGAUGCUUCUCAAUGGCUUCAUUUCAUUGAUAUCCACAAUACAACUCUCCCCUGACCAACAUAUCAAAUCGUCUUCCCUUCCACCUUUCAAGAUGUCCACUAAGGAUCAGCUCUUGGGGUUUCAUUAUAUCCCUCUUCAAAGCUUCUUUUGGCAUCCUUAAAACAUCAAAUGGUUUCCUAACUUUUUUUUUACAACUGACUUCUCCUUUUCUACACCUCCUGGUUGUCCUACUGAUACCCCCCUACAUCCCCUACUAAGCAAGCACACAUGUUCUCCUCUGUUAUAAUAUAUCCCUCAGUUUGGUCACCUUCCCUUCUAAAUGAUAACUUAGUCUGUCCAUUUCUCAGGCGUUAUAUUAGAAUAUUAUGAGGCAGCGGAUUUGAGUUUUCUGUCUUGACUAGGGUCAAAUUUUUUUUAUAUGCCUUACCGAGACACCAACUGACUCCAGUCAAACCUAUGCUAGACAUAUUAUACAUACUGAAUGACACAAUACUAUAUUUACUUAUAUACAUAUUGAAUCACAGCAAACUUUAUGUAUUAUACAUUAUAUAUAUGUGAUAUAUAUAUAUAUAUAUAUAUAUAUAUAUAUAAUGUGCUAUAUGUGAACAGUUGACAUAAGACAUGACACAUUGUUUAAUAUAUUAUACAUACUAGACCAUUGCUUAUUAUAUAUUAUUCACUAUUUCCCCGGAUAUAUCCAUAGCAGCACUACGUAUGGGUAUAGCUCCUCCCCUUCUCAAUUGGACAGGAACACCUCCUAAAUAAAAGAGACUCCCCCCUAUACUCAGUCUUUUUUUCCUGUCCACUUCUCAGGGACAGUGGAGGUUGCAUCUCCUAAAAUUUUUCUUUUGUGACUUAUUCAGGUCUAAUUGUACCCCUGGACCAUGGGGAGUUCAGCCUCUCUCCCCAUGGAAGCCUUAGGACACGGUGCCUCACCAAGGGCGAACCCCUGGAGGAUUCUCCCCCUUAGCGACCGGGUAGCUAUGCUGCAGUAACCCUAUAGGUAGCAGCUGGUUGUGCCAGACCCAGGGAGGUGGUAAUUCCCACAGAAGGGUUAACCUACUUGCUGCAAAAAAUGUGGGCUUCUUGGCUUUCCCAAUAAAGAUGGCCUGCCCUAUCCUCAGGUUGUAAGUGGCAGUGGAUCAAGAACUUACCUGACCAGGGGGGGCUCCUGUUUCCUUGUGGCUGAUCCAUUCGGUCAUGGAACGCACGCCGAUAUUGCUAGCACUUCCGGUUUCGGCACUUCCGUUUUUUCUGCCUAUCUUUUCCCUCUCUCCAGCAGUGGAACGCACGUGAAACGCACACCAGAGGAAGGCCAGCAGCAGAGGUAUUUACUUCCUGGUUCGGCAUCCUAUAUUUAAAAGGUAAGCACUUCUAUUCUGUCAGUAUGCUGUUUGAUGUAUCUCUGCAUAACUGGAUUAAACUUCUGUCUUCUGGCUACAGGUAAGUGACAUUUCUUGUCCUUUUAUUAUAAUUUCUCUAUUCCACCAGUCCUUUUUCAAGGCAAUAAUUGGUUGCUGGAAAUUCUAAUUUCUUUCUAUCUGCCCAUACUAUGGAUUCCCCCGGUAAGGCUUCGAGAAAUAGGUCGCAAUCUAGAGGUUCUGAGCAAGUCACUACAAAAAUUUUAAAGAGACAAUACUAAUAAAAAAAAUUUUUUUUUUUUAAAAAGAGUGCAUUUCAGACUUCUGACUGGAGGAUUUUCAGUUCUGCCCACAGAUCCUCAUACAAGAAAAAGAAAGAUAAGACCCCAUUAUGUGAAGCUUGUCACGACAAGGUGCUUCCUGGGAAAAGGCUCUGCUUAGCUUGUCUUAAAGCAAAGGCAGGCCAUACUGAACCAGAUCCAGAUAUUCUUUCUUACUUCCAUCAAGCAGUUUCGGAGGGUCUUCGACAGUCUGAGAGGGCUAAGAAAAGAUGUAGAUCUUUUAGCCCAGAGCAAUAUGCUGACUUAAGCUCUGACAAAUAUGUACCCCCGGUAUUUGAGCAAGACGAGUUGUCAUCUCAAGAUGAAGAAUAUGGGGCCUCUCCUGUCUUUAUAGACAGUGUGAAAAUAGAAGCUUUAAUCAAGGCAGUUCGUGAUACCUUGGAGCUUAAUGAUAAGAGAGUGGACGAACCAGCUUCUAGUAAGCAUUUUGCUGACCUGAGAAGGCGCAAUCCUACUUUCCCAUUGCAUGAGACCAUUGAGGACCUCAUUAAGCAAGCAAUGGAAGAAGGCUGAAAAAAGAAUCACUAUUCAGGGUCAUUUUUCUAAACUAUACCAUUUUAAGGCUACGGACAGUAACUAUUGGGACCUCGCCCCCAAAGUAGAUGCAGCAAUUGUCCGACUAGCCAAAAAGACCACCCUCCCAUUGGAUGAUGCCGGUACUUUAAAAGAUCCAAUGGAUAAACGUAUGGACUCAAAUUUGUCCAAAGCAUAUUUAGCCUCUGGCUCUGGGCUUCGUCCUGCUGUAGCCUUGACAUCUGUCUCUAGAGCCUUGAAGCAGUGGAUGGAUGACCUCGAAGAGGACAUAUCAAGUGGAGUCAGUAGAUCCAGGCUGCUGGAAUCCUUAAGGAAAGUUAAGCUGGCUAUUGAUUUUUCAUCAGAAGCUUCUAUAGAUUUGGUUAAAACCAUCUCCAGAAGCAUGGUCCUUACUGUAGCAUCAAGACGUACUCUUUGGCUACGUAAUUGGGUGGCAGAUAAUUCUUCAAAAAAUAGCCUGUGUUCCCUCCCCUUUCAAGGAGAGAUGCUCUUUGGCAAAUAUCUGGAUAAAUGUAUCAAAAAGGCAGUAGAAGGACGUAAGGCCUUUCUUCCUCAAGAUAGAUGUCCUAAAAGAUCCUUUCCGCAGGACAGACGUUCCUUUCGGGACAAGGAUUUUAGACAAUACAGACCUGGUAGAGAGUUUUCCAGAUUCCAAUCCUAGAAAAGUGGACUUUCCUCUUCCAAAACCACCCGAGGACGUGGUGGCAAUGGCAAGCCUUCAAAGCAAUUCUGAUGGGACGCCAGUCCAGCCCUUGGGAGUGGGAGCAAGACUUCUUCACUUCUACGAGGUCUGGGCUCCAGCAAUACAGGACAAGUUGGUUUUAAAGACCCUAAAAUCUGGCUACUACCUGGAAUUCUCGACAAACCCUUAUCGCCGGUUCAUGUCUACAAGCAUGCCUAUGGAAACAGAAAAAGCAGUGGCUAUUCGUUCUUUUGUUUCUUCCUUUUCAGCAGAGGGAGUUAUAUGUCCUGUUCCUGCAAAAGUAAGAGGAUUGGGGGUUUAUUCCAGACUUUUUCUCACUCCGAAAGCAUCAGGGGAGUGGAGACCAAUUUUGGACCUUCACAAAUUAAACGAAAAUCUGUAUGUGAGAAAAUUCAAGAUGGAAUCAGUAAGUUCCAUUAUAAAAGUCAUCUCCCCAGGCAACUGGUUAAUCUCCAUAGACCUUUGAGAUGCUUACUUUCACGUUCCUAUUGCUCCACCACACCAGAAGUUCCUGAGAUUUGCGAUUCGCCAUCAGCAUUUUCAGUUUCGAGCCCUUCCCUUUGGCCUGAGCACAGCUCCCAAGAUCCUGGUUGCCUUAAUAGCAUAUAUCCAUCUGGAAGGCAUCUCAGUAUUCCAUUAUCUCGACAACACCUUGAUUCUCUCACACAGCAGAGAUAUUCUCCUUCUUCAUCAAGAUCGGGUUCUUUUAAUUCUUCAAAAAUUUGGAUGGUUGGUAAACCUCAAGAAGAGUCAGCUUUCCCCCUCUCAAGUUAUGAUAUACUUAGAGGCAAGAUACGACACAAUCCAGUCACAAGUCUCCCUAUUCUUGGACAGGGGGCUUCGUAUUCAAAGAUCCUUUGUCUUCUGCCUCUGAACUCCAUCCCGGCCCGGGAAUUUAUGAGCCUUCUGGGAAGUUUGUCCUCUACAAUAGGCCUUACGAGAUGGGCCCAGUGGCAUAUGAGGAUUCCACAAGAAGGGUUUCUAUCCCAGUUUGAGAACAAGGAUCUGAAUCAAGCAAUCUCUUUAUCAUCAGAGAUCAAGAAGGAACUGGCAUGGUGGCUGAUGAACGAGAAUCUAUAUCAAGGGUAUCCUCUGAAUGAUAUCCCUUGUGUUACUCUCACGACGGAUGCAUGCCAAUCAGGUUGGGGAGCUCAUUUGGGCCUUCUUCAUGUUCAGGGGCAGUGGGAAAACAAACAGUAUCCUCUAUCCUCGAAUGUUUUAGAGUUGCAAGCAGUCUUCCAGGCUCUUCUGCACUUUCCUUGUCUGAAACAAAGUUGGGUGAGAGUAAGGAUAGACAAUACCUCUGCAGUUGCUUACAAUCAUCAGGGGGUACAAAGAGCAAACGCUUAAUGAAAGUGUUGACCCCACGUAUGUCCUGGUCAGAGAAUUAUUUGAAGGGGAUCAAGGCAGUUUACCUUCCGGGAAAGAACAAUCAAGUGGCGGAUUUCUUAAGCCGAGUAACCCUGGAUCCCACAGAAUGGGAGUUAGCCCCUCUGGCAUUCCAACGCAUAGUCCAGAAUUGGGGAUUUCCUCAGGUAGAUCUGAUGGCCACAGCGAAGAAUCGCAAGGUGGGAAGGUUCUUCUCGCGUUACUUCAACCCUUUGGCGGAACACCAGGAUGCUCUCUGUUGCGAGUGGAAGUUCCAUCUGGGGUAUGUUUUCCCCCAACACCUCUGAUUUUCACCCUGCUAAGAAGGAUCCUGCAGGAGCAAGCGACAAUUCUCGCAGUGAUUCCCUUCUGGCCCAGGCGGCCUUGGUUUCCCCUGCUGCAGAAACUCUCUCUGGACAUUUCUCUGAAAUUCCCAGAUCAACUCAGUCUCCUACAACGAGGUCCGAUCUCUCACCCAUCUCCUCAGUCUCUCAAUUUAAGGGCUUGGAAAUUGAGAAGCAACGUCUCUCCAGCAAAGGCUUCUCUUCUUCAGUAAUUUAUACUCUUCUGAAUGCCAGGAAGAAAUCCACUUCUUCAGCUUACUAUCGUAUUUGGGAAAUCUUCUGUAGCUGGUGUUUGGCACGUAAUAUUUCUCCUUUGUCUCCCAGUAUCCGUGACAUCCUUCACUUUUUACAGGACAGAUUUGACAAGGGUUUGAGUUUCAGCUCCCUAAAAGUGCAUACUUCAGCGAUCUAUGCUCUGUUAGAUCGGAAAUUGGCAUUUGAUCCAGAUAUUGCUAGAUUUUUUUCAAGCCAUUCUCAAGCUUCGCCCUCCAGUACGGUCUUGCUCCCCUCCUUGGGAUUUACCUCUGGUUUUACAGGCCUUAUCUGAUUCUCCGUUUGAGCCCUUGGAGAGUGUUUCUAUACUUACUCUUACGUUGAAAACCGUUCUGUUGGUUGCCUUUAUUGCCUUGACCUCAGGUAGAAGAAUCUCCAAGCUAAGCGCUCUCUCCUGUGAGUCUCCCUUUUUGAUUCUUCAGAAAGACAGAGUGAUCCUUCGUAUGAUUCCAGCUUUCAGACCCAAGGUGGUUUCUGCUUUCCAUAUGAAUCAGGGCAUCAUUUUGCCAGCCUUUUUCCCUCAUCGGAAGAAGAAGAGAAAUGGCAUUGUUUGGAUCUGGUUCACUGUUUAUCUACAUACCUGAACCGUGCUUCAGACAUAAGGAAGAUAUCUAGACUGUUUAUUAUUCCUUCAGGUUACAAGAAGGGUCAAGCCGCUUCUUCAUCUCAUAUUGGCUGAUGGAUCAUCUCAGCCAUUGGUCAGGCCUACUCAGCCUCCGGAGUUCCUGUCCCUCAAGUCCUUAGAGUUCAUUCUACUGGAUCCUUGGUCGCUUCUUGGGCAACUGCAGCCAACAUUUCUGCGGAUCGCAUUUGUUUGGCAGCAACAUGGUCCUCCAACACGUUUAUCAAUCACUAUCAGUUGGAUGUAGUGCGUUCAUCUACCACAGAAUUUGGUAGAAGUGUCCUCUCUGCUGCCUUAUAGUUUAUGGAUCAAUAAACCGUAUUUGCAUGGAUUUAUGCGUUGUGGUUAUUAUUCUCCAUCCCUUACUCCUUUCAGCUUGGGUAUAACCCAUAUGUAGUGUUGCCAUGGAUAUAUCCGGGGAAAACAGAAAAUUUAUGCCAUACUUACCGAUAUUUUCUUUUCCCGGAUAUAUGCCAUGGCAGCACUGCGAUCCCACUCUCUUCUGAAAUCAUGUGUUGUUUCGUGGCUUUAAACUAAGACUGAAGGGCUAUAGGGGGGAGUCUCUUACUUAGGAGGUGUUCCUGUCCAAAUGAGAAGGGGAGGAGCUAUACCCAUACGUAGUGCUGUCAUGGCAUAUAUCUGGGAAAAGAAAAUAUCGGUAAGUAUGGCAUAAAUUUUCUGUUAUAUAUUAUAAAUAAGUGCGCCUGGCGCUUCAAAUAACUGUGCAAUUAAAAAUGUGUAGUGAUCACAACCAAUACAAAAGUGCUUCCCCAACACUUAACACAAUAAGAUGCAAAAUAAAAUAUACAGUAUACUAGUUGUGAAUCCUUAUGUAAAAGAUAAAAAUAUUUUAAUAACAACAACAAAUGGAAUAAUCUUGAUGUCACAUACAUUAUAUAUUAUAUAUACUAUGUAUUGACAUUACACAUUGUAUAUUAUUAUAUAUUAUAUAUACUAUGUAUUGACAUUACACAUUGUAUAUUAUUAUAUAUACUAUGUAUUGACAUUACACAUUGUAUAUUAUAUAUUAUAUUAUAUAUACCAUGUAUUGACAUUACACAUUGUAUAUUAUAUAUUAUAUAUACCAUGUAUUGACAUUACACAUGGUAUAUUAUAUAUACUAUGUAUUGACAUUACACAUUGUAUACUAUUAUAUAUACUAUGUAUUGACAUUACACAUUGUAUAUUAUUAUAUAUUAUAUUAUAUAUACUAUGUAUUGACAUUACACAUUGUAUAUUAUUAUUAUGUAUACUAUGUAUUGACAUUACACAUUGUAUAUUAUAUAUUAUAUUAUAUAUACUAUGUAUUGACAUUACACAUUGUAUAUUGUAUAUUAUAUAUUAUAUUAUAUAUACCAUGUAUUGACAUUACACAUUGUAUAUUAUAUAUUAUAUAUACCAUGUAUUGACAUUACACAUGGUAUAUUAUUAUUAUAUAUACUAUGUAUUGACAUUACACAUUGUAUAUUAUUAUUAUAUAUUAUAUUAUAUAUACUAUGUAUUGACAUUACACAUUGUAUAUUAUUAUUAUGUAUUAUAUUAUAUAUACUAUGUAUUGACAUUACACAUUGUAUAUUAUUAUUAUAUAUACUAUGUAUUGACAUUACACAUUGUAUAUUAUUAUAUUAUAUUAUCUAUACUAUGUAUUGACAAUACACAUUGUAUAUUAUUAUAUAUUAUAUUAUAUAUACUAUAUAUUGACAUUACACAUUGUAUAUUAUUAUAUUAUAUAUACUAUGUAUUGACAUUACACGUUGUAUAUUAUUAUUAUAUUAUAUUAUAUAUAUUAUGUAUUGACAUUACACAUUGUAUAUUAUUAUAUAUUAUAUUAUAUAUACUAUGUAUUGACAUUACACAUUGUAUAUUAUUAUAUAUACUAUGUAUUGACAUUACACACUGUAUAUUAUUAUUAUAUUAUAUUAUAUAUACUAUGUAUUGACAUUACACACUGUAUAUUAUUAUUAUAUUAUAUUAUAUUAUAUAUAUACUAUGUAUUGACAUUACACACUGUAUAUUAUAUUAUAUAUACUAUGUACUGACAUUACACACUGUAUAUUAUUAUAUUAUAUAUACUAUGUAUUGACAUUACACAUUGUAUAUUAUUAUAUUAUAUAAUAUAUACUAUGUAUUGACAUUACACAUUGUAUAUUAUUAUAUUAUAUUAUAUUAUAUAUACUAUGUAUUGACAUUACACAUUGUAUAUUAUUAUAUUAUAUAUACUAUGUAUUGACAUUACACAUUGUAUAUUAUUAUAUAUUAUAUUAUAUAUACUAUGUAUUGACAUUACACAUUGUAUAUUAUUAUUAUAUAUUAUAUUAUAUAUACUAUGGAUUGACAUUACACAUUGUAUAUUAUUAUUAUAUAUUAUAUUAUAUAUACUAUGUAUUGACAUUACACAUUGUAUAUUAUUAUAUAUUAUAUUAUAUAUACUAUGUAUUGACAUUACACAUUGUAUAUUAUUAUUAUAUAUUAUAUUAUAUAUACUAUGUAUUGACAUUACACGUAUAUUAUUAUUAUAUAUUAUAUUAUAUAUACUAUGUAUUGACAUUACACAUUGUAUAUUAUUAUUAUUAUAUAUUAUAUAUACUAUGUAUUGACAUUACACAUUGUAUAUUAUUAUUAUUAUAUAUUAUAUAUACUAUGUAUUGACAUUACACAUUGUAUAUUAUUAUUAUAUUAUAUAUACUAUGUAUUGACAUUACACAUUGUAUAUUAUAUAUAUGCUAUGUAUUGACAUUACACAUUGUAUAUUAUUAUUAUAUUAUAUGUACUAUGUAUUGACAUUACACAUUAUAUAUUAUAUUAUAUUAUAUAUACUAUGUAUUGACAUUACACAUUGUAUAUUAUUAUUAUAUUAUAUUAUAUUAUAUAUACUAUGUAAUGACAUUACACAUUGUAUAUUAUUAUAUAUUAUAUUAUAUAAACUAUGUAUUGACAUUACACAUUGUAUAUUAUUAUUAUAUAUUAUAUUAUAUUAUAUAUACUAUGUAUUGACAUUACACAUUGUAUAUUAUUAUAUAUUAUAUUAUAUAUACUAUGUAUUGACAUUACACAUUGUAUAUUAUUAUAUUAUAUAUACUAUGUAUUGACAUUACACAUUGUAUAUUAUUAUAUAUUAUAUUAUAUAUACUAUGUAUUGACAUUACACAUUGUAUAUUAUUAUUAUUAUAUAUUAUAUAUACUAUGUAUUGACAUUACACAUUGUAUAUUAUUAUAUUAUAUAUACUAUGUAUUGACAUUACACAUUGUAUAUUAUAUAUAUACUAUGUAUUGACAUUACACAUUGUAUAUUAUUAUUAUAUUAUAUGUACUAUGUAUUGACAUUACACAUUGUAUAUUAUAUUAUAUUAUAUAUACUAUGUAUUGACAUUACACAUUGUAUAUUAUUAUAUUAUAUUAUAUUAUAUAUACUAUGUAUUGACAUUACACAUUGUAUAUUAUUAUAUAUUAUAUUAUAUUAUAUAUACUAUGUAUUGACAUUACACAUUGUAUAUUAUUAUUAUAUUAUAUUAUAUUAUAUAUACUAUGUAUUGACAUUACACAUUGUAUAUUAUUAUAUAUUAUAUUAUAUUAUAUAUACUAUGUAAUGACAUUACACAUUGUAUAUUAUUAUAUAUUAUAUAAACUAUGUAUUGACAUUACACAUUGUAUAUUAUUAUUAUAUAUUAUAUUAUAUUAUAUAUACUAUGUAUUGACAUUACACAUUGUAUAUUAUUAUAUAUUAUAUUAUAUAUACUAUGUAUUGACAUUACACAUUGUAUAUUAUUAUAUAUUAUAUUAUAUAUACUAUGUAUUGACAUUACACACUGUAUAUUAUUAUAUUAUAUAUACUAUGUAUUGACAUUACACAUUGUAUAUUAUUAUAUUAUAUAAUAUAUACUAUGUAUUGACAUUACACAUUGUAUAUUAUUAUAUUAUAUUAUAUUAUAUAUACUAUGUAUUGACAUUACACAUUGUAUAUUAUUAUAUUAUAUAUACUAUGUAUUGACAUUACACAUUGUAUAUUAUUAUAUAUUAUAUUAUAUAUACUAUGUAUUGACAUUACACAUUGUAUAUUAUUAUAUUAUAUAUACUAUGUAUUGACAUUACACAUUGUAUAUUAUUAUAUAUUAUAUAUACUAUGUAUUGACAUUACACAUUGUAUAUAUUAUUAUUAUAUUAUAUUAUAUAUACUAUGUAUUGACAUUACACAUUGUAUAUUAUUAUUAUAUUAUAUAUACUAUGUAUUGACAUUACACAUGUAUAUUAUUAUUAUAUUAUAUAUACUAUGUAUUGACAUUACACAUUGUAUAUUAUUAUUAUAUUAUAUUAUAUUAUAUAUACUAUGUAUUGACAUUACACAUUGUAUAUUAUUAUAUAUUAUAUUAUAUAUACUAUGUAUUGACAUUACACAUUGUAUAUUAUUAUUAUAUAUUAUAUAUACUAUGUAUUGACAUUACACAUUGUAUAUUAUUAUAUAUUAUAUUAUAUAUACUAUGUAUUGACAUUACACAUUGUAUAUUAUUAUUAUAUAUUAUAUUAUAUAUACUAUGUAUUGACAUUACACAUUGUAUAUUAUUAUAUAUUAUAUAUACUAUGUAUUGACAUUACACAUUGUAUAUUAUUAUAUAUUAUAUAUACUAUGUAUUGACAUUACACACUGUAUAUUAUUAUAUAUUAUAUUAUAUAUACCAUGUAUUGACAUUACACACUGUAUAUUAUUAUAUAUUAUAUUAUAUAUACUAUGUAUUGACAUUACACAUUGUAUAUUAUUAUAUAUUAUAUUAUAUAUACUAUGUAUUGACAUUACACAUUGCUGCUCAGAUCUCAGAUUGCCCGGGCUCUCCAGCUUGUCUUCCCCUCCAACCAACACCGACCACGCCCCCAACACGGUCACAUGACCGGCUGUCACGCCCCCAACACGGUCACAUGACCGGCUGACCCGCCCCUCUCUGUGAGGGCGGAAGUGACGUCACCCCGGUGGAGCCAUGGAGCUGAGUGAGCUGCUGUAUAAUAAAUCGGAAUAUAUCGAGACCGUGAGUGCGAGUCGUGACAUGCCCAGCCUGCCGUGACAUGCCCAGAUAGACAGCCACGGGCGGACUACAACUCCCAUCAACCGCUGACAGCUGCAGGCUAUGGCUUUGGGCUGGCAAAGGUUCAUGGGAGUUGUAGUUUGCGGGCUGUCUGGUCUCUGUAUAGCCAUGGUAUGGGCUACACACACACAGUGCUUCCCAGCUGUUAUUACAGAACUACAACUCCCAACAUGCUUUGCCAGCCCUUCCUACUGGCCACACCUGACCUGCUGUCACACUGCUUAUCACACACUGCUUAUUAUUAUUCUUUAAAAAAAAAUAUUCUAAUUUUCUUUUACAAAACCUUUUAAAAGAUUUGGCAAAAAAAAAAAAAAUGGUUGUGCAAAGCUCAAAAGAUAUACUUAGUAUAAGUAGGGACUCACUAUUUGUCCUCCAUUUGACAAAAAGAUAGAGCUACCUUGUGUCAAGCUUUUAAUUUCCCCCAACCGUCACAAGUGAUGGCUGUAUUGAAAGAAACCUCUUUAUAUGGAGUAUCCCAUGGGUUUACUUUAUGACAGAAUAUAAUGCUGUACUUUCUGCACUUGCGCUGGAAUACCAGCACUUACGUUUUCUUCUAGCAGCUGAAAAAAUAGUAGACGGAUCAGUAAAUCUCCCCUUUCCCUUCAACCCAUGGUUACCAGACUCCCUUCAGCAAUGUCAUCAUCAGGGGUCUUUUCAUAUUAUGCAAAGAUUCCAUCCAGACAGUAACAGAGUUGCUUUAACCCUUUAAGGACACAUGACAUGUCAUGAUUCCCUUUUAUUCCAGAAGUUUGGUCCUUAAGGGGUUAAAGUGGCUCUGACACCUUUGGGGUUCUUUGUAUGUUUUGCAAGUACCCCCUAAGAUGAUAACCCAGCUUGGGGUGCUGAGGCUUGUUGACUAUGCCUUUUGUCAACCUCAGGUUUUGCCAUAAGACAAAGUAGUCUGUAAAUUGUCUCAUGAUCGUAAUUAACGAUCCUAUAUUUAUGUAAUGCUCAGAAUGUUUGGGGACGUCACAGAGUCUGUGUGCGUUAGCUUGUUUAUAUAAAUGGCUAUUUCUGUAUAUACCUGUUUACUCACUACUGUUAAUAAUUUCCAUUGACAGGCAUCUGGAAAUAAAGUCAGCAGACAGUCUGUGUUGUGUGGCAGUCAGAACAUAGUCCUGAAUGGAAAGGUAAGUGCUGGAAUAUUUAUUGAUACUAACAGACUCUUAUUGUAACAGAAAUCAAUCUUGUAUGCUUCAAGAUGUGCAAGGAUUCCAAUAUUUAACUUGUGUGAUUGAAGUAUACCUGUCAUAUGCAAAUGUGGGCAUUUUAGAGUCCAGGCCCAUGCUGUGGGCUGUGUAUUUCACAAUAUUGCAAAGCACAGAAUCCAAGAUUAUGAAAAGCACACACAGCAUUAUGAAGUGUCUAUGGUGCCAGCAAGCCCCUGUCAGUUUCCCCUCGUUCUGUGACAAACCAUUUCCAAACUGUUUGACGCAAUCCGAUGGUCCUUUUAUGACCUGGUCCUUCGCUCAGCAUAUUGCAUUACAAAUAUUAUUCUGGCUAUGUUUCGAUAAUAUUCAUUAACUUCGCUUGUGUCAGCUGAUAGGACAGUCACUACUUCAUCGACUGACAUAUUUACAGCUGCAGGUCACUUACAGUGUUGGGCUACUUUGCCAUUUUUUCUUUGGGGGGGAGGAGGGAACGACAGAAUGUGGAAUUGUGUGAUUUGUUAACAUAGUUUCACACUUGGCGUAUAUAAAUUCCUCGUACUGCUGAGCAGUGUUUCAAGUCCUGCCCAAACUAAUGAAGAAGAUGUGAAAUGUACGGCUACUGUAUAUCUUCUGUGUUUAAAUGUAACUUUGUAUGGCAUGUGCUCUCAGAACAUAUUUACAAAACUGUAAAAAAAAUUCCUCUAAAAACACUUGAUCAAAAUCUAAAAUGACUGUGCUUGGCCCACUGUUUAUAGUAACAAACCACUUGGUCUGUGUACUUGUUUCAGACACUUAAAGGUUGUGUAACACAGUAACAGGGAAUUCUCCUUACCUUUCCAAACUGAGUUCCCUUAUUGCAGCCAAAAUGAUCACACUGGGGAAAAAGACAAGCUAAUUAAACAAUUUUUGCCUUAUAUAUUUCAGUAUGGUGCACUUCUAGUGGAUCUGUCCUUUCUGAAUGUCACUGAUUUGUCUACCUGAGGUUAAACAUAUCUUUUUUUUUUUUCUUUUUUUUUUGAAUGUUGAGAAUUAUUAUUGCCAAAAAAUAUUUCAAGUAUCAUGUCUUGUUGCCUCUGAAAAGAAAUUAAACAUCUUACAAAGUAGAGAUCCUCUAAUGUAAUAUAGAUUUCUUUAUUUAACAGAUCAUAUAUAGCCUUCUUAUCCAGAGCACUUUAGUACAUUUGCAGUGAGUCAUAGGUAUGGUCACAGACAGAAGGAAGUACAGUUAGGUACUGGUGAUGCAGGGGGGAGGGGGGGUAUUUGUAUUCCUGGCCUAUAGUAUCCCUUUAAUGAAAAAUCACUUUGUUUAUACCUCCCUGCAUGCGACUCACACAGUCUUCCUAAAACUGUAAAGAGAUCUAAUGUUUUAAAUUAAACAGACUGUGCAAUAAAGGAAGUCUAAAUAUCUUAUCUCUUGCUCUGUUGAUAGCUUUGUAGUGCCUUCAUUGCGUUAAAGUUGUUUCUAAAAUUGGGUCAGUACCCCAACAGACAUGGAUAGUGUGAUGGUUAGUGACUGAGAAGGAGACUGUAAAGGAAUGAUCUGAGCGAUACGACUUUACCCAAAAAAGCACACUGCCGAGGAUGCUGGGGUGAAGCGUUUUCAAAAGGAGAGGGUAGUGUCAUUGUGUCAAAGGCAGCUGCUAGAUCCAGGAGCAUAAGAGAUAAGCAGUGCUUAGCUUUUAUUGUGGUAUCUCAAUUUGUUCAUUGGAUUGCUGCAGUUUCGUUUGAGUGUUAGGAACAAAGCCAUAUUUUAUGCAAUCAAGUACAUGAAUAAGAUUCCCAAUCACUUUUAUCUUUGAAAGUAUUUAAAAGUGUUUAGCUCACUGCGGUAUAUUCUGCAUAUAGCUAGCAUUAUAGGAUUUUAUAGCGUACAUAAGCAUCCAAAUUGUAUAGACAUUUAUCUCUAUGGACACAUUUUGGCUAAUUCAAUGAGUAUCAAUUUUGGCUGCAUUGUACGUUAGAAUUAAUAGCUGAUGUUGGCUGUAUUGCAGCCAGAAAGCGAACAGAUAAAAUUUAGCUGCUGUGCAUUAAUAUACUGAGCUAAGUCUGCACAAUGUCUCGUCAUACAUCUAUAUGUUGAAUUGCACCUCCCAUAAUGCUUUUUGAACCUCAUUGAGAAACCUUUAAAUAAUAUCUUUCUCUUUUCUUGUAGACAAUUGUUAUGAAUGACUGUAUCAUCCGAGGGGACCUGGCAAAUGUUCGAGUGGGUCGUCACUGUGUCAUAAAAAGCCGCAGCGUAAUCAGGCCUCCAUUUAAAAAAUUCAGCAAAGGGUGAGAAAGCAAUAUCAUAUGUUUUUUAGACAAUCUUUUUUUAAAUCAUAAGAGCGUUAAAACAACUAAUGAUGAUAUUUUUUGUAUUCUCCUGCUGAUUUGUCAAGGUGUAAUUGAGUUGUUUGACCUAUACCGAGGCUACGCAGGUAUCACCGGCCUUUCCACUCCCCUGCUGGAUUAAUAAUGUGGUAUUUCCAUUUCUGCAUUACCAGCCUCAAUUUCUUCCAUACUUGGAUGGCAUUGAUUGGCUGUGUGUGUCAACUUAUCCUCUUUGACACAAAACUGGGGACAGCCCCCGCAGUAUUUUAGCACUACAGUGGGCUGUAUGGGAUAUGGUGCUUAAAGGAACACUAUAGUAUUGCCAAUAUAAACCUGAUAUAAUGCUAUACCUGUAGUGUCCCUUUCGCUAACUUAUUCAGUCCUUCUCCAACCGUCUGAUGUGUAAAGGGUUAAAACCCUCUUUUUAUUUAUUUAUUUGUUUAUUUUAACUUACCUUAAUUUCAGUGCCAAGGGUCCCUUGGUCCUGGCUAGAUCUCCUCCUCCCACAACGUCAUGGCAAUGUUGGAACCUAAUGCAAAUGCAAGAGAUUUACCGCGCAUGCAUUAACUCUUCGCCAUAGUAAAGCAUUGACUCAAUGAUUUCCUAUGGGCAAUUUGAAGACGUUAGACAUCCUCAUGCAAAGCGUGAGGACAUCCAACAUUGUUUCACAGAGUAAAACUCCAUCAGAGAGAAUGAAGCGCCUCUAGUGACUGUUUGGGAGACAGCAACGAUAGGUGGAUUUACCCCCGCAAUGUAGACAUUGUAGUUUCUCUGAAAGUGCAAUAUUUUACAUUGCAGGGUUAAAUAGACAGGGGCACUGCACCCAGACCACUUCAGUGAGAGGAAGUGGUCUGGUUGUCUAUGGUGUCCCUUUAAAAGUGCCCCAUUAAAACAAUGAAUAAUUAUUUUAUACUAAGGAUAUGUUACAUAUUUCAUUGCUUUUUGAGCUAUUAAUCAACUAUUUACCCAGCGCAGUUGAACUCAUGCUGGGUAAGUGAAUGCCACAAUAAUGUAUCACCUACUUCUGCUCCGUCAAGAACCCAUCCCCCUCCUAUGCCAGUUGGUAGUACCUUCCUUGUCACGUCAAUUGGCAUCAAAACAGAGUGACAUCUUUCACUCCAUUCCUGCUCUUCUCCAGCAAACACCAGACACACUCACUAGAGGCAAAAUCACAACCAAAAAACAAACAAGAGUCCUGCGCAUCCAGUUUAGGUGUGCACACCCAGGUGCUACCACAAUUAAUGUGAGGACAAAGUUAAAGCAGCAAACGUUUCGAGCAGCAGCCCUUUCUCAAUGCUAAUCACAGCAACUACAGAGGUGUAGUUAAUGUGACGGGACCGGAGAAUCUUGGGUCCCCUGCCAGUCAAUAUUUAGUAUAGAGGCUCUGUAGAGGAACUGACCAUCCUUGCUAUCCCACUCCUAAUCCCCUAUACACUACACCCAUCAUAAAACCAGUUCAAGGUGAAGCAAACAAUCAGACAGGCAAACCAAGGAAGCUGCCACUUACUCUUGUCCGCUGUAGCUAGAGUCCAGCGAAAUGCAGUUUACAUGUAAACGACUCAAUAUUAUGAAUAGUACUAUACACUGGCAAAUAUAAAAUGUUACGACUUCAUCCAAUGGUACAAGAUGUCAACUAAGCUUUAUACAUUUUCUCUCUGCACUAAAAAUGCAAGGCUACAUUAUGUGAAUAAUAUGAAAAACUACAGGAGCUGGUCAAACCGGAGCCAAACAAAUUAGGUUAUAGGCUCCUGACCAACCUUUGUAGACCGCAACAGGAGCCGGGUCACAUGGAGUCUCAAUGUCAACAGCUUAACAGAAUGUAAAGCUUUUAACCGUGGAAAAUGUCAACCUACUCGAUUACAUUCCAUUGUAUAAAAUGUACACCUUUUUGUAUACCUUUACUGUGUACACUUUGUAUGCAAUAAAACAUAUUUGAACUCACAAAAAAAGAAUUAAAAAAAAAAAUGAGGGGAGAGCCCCUGUCUUUAUAUAGCUUUUUCAUUACAUCUGUAUGAUUGAUAGCAUUGCUGCAAACACAGUGCAUACAAUAAUUUAUAUGGUUUGAUAAGACAGCUAUUAGGAGUUGCCUGAACAAACACAACUCAUAUACCCCCUAGUGACCAGCUGUUGAACUGCAGGUUAAAAAACUGUAACACUACAUUUGCAAAAAUAGGGCAACAGACUGAAAAAAGCCACACACCCCACUGCUGCCCACCUGCCCUGCAAACACGUGAGACUGAAACAUCUCCCCUGCCUUCUAUGGCUGCAAUGUGCAGCUACAAUCACUGCCUUGAUAGGAAGAUUGUUUUUUCAACACUCCUCAAUGAGACCUAAUUAAAUAAAUUGCUGCUAUUAAAUGAGUUUUAUAUGUGUAACAGAGCAGAAUGUGCCUGUCAUAGUCUCAUGGUUCUUUCUUUGUCAGAGAAGCACAGUUAUCAUUAAAAUCUGGGCAGAACAUAGUUAUUUUUGAGGAUGGCAAAUAAUAUGUGUCCACAAACUAGGACGACGCAUUUACCAUUGAAAAGAGAAGUCAGGUAACUAGAGGAGUAAACAGGGCCAGAUGGUACAUGUGUUCACUGCUCACGUGAUAUUAAUAACUGUGCAUGAUAUAUCGUUACAUCCUCCUAAUGACAGACUUUGCAGAGCUGCUAAUAUCAAGCAAUACCAAUAGUAGUAUUUACAGAAGGAAGAGGCAAAGGCAUCCAUUAGAUUAAAAAGCCAGGUCCAUUUCUGAUCGGUCUCCUCUGCAGUAAGUGCAGUCCCUGUCAAACCUCGGGGUUAUCUCAGCGUGUAAUAAUAAGAUAUAUGCCAUAAAUAGUGGGCAAUGGUCCACCAGACUUUACCUUAAUCUCAUACAACCUGGGACCCCAAACAAUUUUAACUUCAUUUAUUUGUCAGAUAAAGCUAACAUAUGUGAAAGAUGUAUUUCUAUCCAAAUCUAACAAAUUGGGAGUACAUCUAAAAACAGCCCUCCCCUUCUAACCUGGCCCAGCCUUUCUGUGACUGUCCAAUCACAAACUUCCCAAUGCAGCUCAAUGAGAAGUCUUUGCAAGGCAAGUGCUCUGGGCAAUUGCUGCCUCUUGAGUCUAGCUUCACUUAGCUAAACAAACCAGGAACUAACAGAACGUGUUGUCUGAUUGAUAGUCAUGGGGGUGUGACAAGGUUAAUCAUAAAAGUGCCAAUCUAGGGAAAUCUGCACUUUGUUGAAAAAUUAAGAAAAAGAGCACACACUCUUCACUCAUAUAACAUUACAGCAAGUGAUUUAGGGUUCUGGAAUGUUCCUUUAGCCUAAAUGAUGACUGCAUAUAUUUGCUGGAUUUAAAGAUAUUUUUAUUUGCAGUUAUUACUUCUAGUCUGUCUCCCACAGGGUGGCUUUCUUCCCUCUACACAUCGGUGACCAUGUUUUCAUAGAAGAAGACUGUGUGGUUAAUGCAGCUCAGAUCGGAUCCUAUGUCCACAUAGGAAAGAACUGUGUUAUUGUAAGUAUCAUGCAUUCAUGUUAGAUUAGGAAAUUCAUGUGUUUAGUAAAGGCACCUGCAGUAUCCGACCUGCAGCCAGUUAGCUGUUGCCAUAUUGCAACUCCCUUCUUCUUCAGCCAGCCAUGGGAGAAUAAGAGAUUGGCAGUCCAACAACCUUUCUUUUCAGCAGCUUUGACUCCUGUCUAUAGUAUGAGAACUUUCUUAAAGCCUCAUGUUAACCUCUUGCUAGUCAAUGGCAAAAUCCCCCCUUUUACACUAAAUUGUUUCUGAUUUCAGGGCCGCAGAUGUGUUUUAAAAGACUGCUGCAAAAUCCUGGACAACACCGUCUUACCUCCCGAAACUGUGGUCCCACCAUUCACUGUAUUCGCAGGAUGUCCUGGUAAGUUCUGUGCUAGCAUUAGAAAUGUAGAUAUAUUAUCUAGCCAGUGCCCAAAUUCUCAUUGCUAUAGUAAUCUUGACUUGCUUAUAAGCUUCUGAAUUUGGUAGAAUGUAUUAGCCAGACAUAAAUGUAGGAGCCAAUCAUCCUUUCUGUUGAAAUGACCCUUGUAAAUUAGACAGCGGUAAGAAUUAUUUUAGGAUUGGUAGAUCCCCAGCCAUGCAGCCUCUUCAUCUAGUUAGAUACUGCCAUUAUUUGUGGCCAUACAGAGCGCCCUUUUUUUCCCUUUACCAGUUGAUAUCCUAGGAUGACAUUUUAAAGCAAGCAUUGACCUGUAAAUAAUUAGACAUUAUCUUGUUUAUUUCCCCAUUCAGGACUUUUCUCCGGAGAGCUUCCAGAGUGCACUCAGGAACUCAUGAUUGACGUGACCAAAAGUUACUACCAAAAAUUCCUCCCCCUGACGCAAAUCUAGAAGCAGCAUCUCCCAUUCCAAGCACCUUUCCCUUUUUGUUUGUUUUUUGUACAUAAAAGUCCCAUUGGACCACCCUUUUUCUCUAGCUCACACUAUGUAUUUAUUAACCUUGUUCACUUUUUGACGACCGUUAAGCUUUGUGCAGACCCAACAAGCUAUCACGCAAACAAUAGAGGAUUCAAAAAUGGCCAUUCCUGUCACUUCUGUAAAUCCUCCAGGCCAUUCAUUAACAAUGCCUCCCUUCACCUCUGGUCAUUGAAUGAGAUUAUCAUUGUCAUUACAAUAAAUAAUUACAUUCUCUAUGACCGUUUAUUUGCUUGGAUUGUCUGAUAAGCCAAGUCAGCUGUUGUCUUCUUACCUGUGUGUGCAUCUGUCACCUUGCUGGCUCACUAAUCAAUACCUCUUUGAUUAUACCUAUAUAAUAUAGAGAAACCAGCACACUGCUCUCCAAACUAUCUUUAAAACUUACAGUCAAGAAAAUCUCCUGUCUUAGAUAAAUAAUGGGGAAUUAUUUAUUUAAAUUCUUUAUUUAGAAACCAGUGCAGAAAACAAAGUACAUUGAUACGUGGUUCAAGGUACAAUACCAUCAUUUUGGGAGAAACUGUUUCAAUAUGGGGCAGACCCAAGAUGCUCUAGCGUAGCCCCACACCAACUUUUUUGUAAACAAUAUGAAACUCUGAAAAACCCUGUAACGGAUCACCUGGCACCCCGACUGGGUACCUCCGUUAAAGGAUGCUCCUAGCACUUCCUGAGGGCUCCAAGCACUCCAGCAGACACCAAAACCACCGUAGCAGAACAGGAAUAAGCUCUUACAAGAGCUUAGUAGUGAUAUAGCAAGAGAGUAUGACUAGCAUAGCAAUCCCUUGUAGCAGAUUCCCCCAAUAAGAGACGGCACUCCAAAUUGAGGGUGAAGUAGAACUGCCAGAGCUGUGGGUUUAUUGUUCUUAUAUACACAUUCUUACACAUUAGUACCACCCACAGGGUUUUGUAAAACAACCAAUAAACACAUACAAUACACUCAGACACUCCCACAGAAAAUCCUCCCUUCUGCCUGUGAUACAAUUACCUUACACAAUGGGUUAAUGUAAUUAUCACAGGCAAGAAAAUACACAGUUUUACACAAUAUUCAUAACUUUAACAGUAUGCAUCACAUUCACAUUUUCAGAUUCAGCAUACUCCAAAUACAAACAUACGUCAAAAUCAUACAAAUUGGUCCAGUGGGUCAAAAGUUAGAUCAAAGUCCUUUGUGACCAAAUGAAGCAUAGCUUUUCAGCCCAAAUCUGGUUCCACAGUCUUCUAUCCAGUAGCGGAUCCAGAUCCUGAUCUCGGGAGGGGCACUUGUAGAUUAUUUAAAUAAAUAAUCCAGGCACAAUAACCACUACAGCUCAGUGUAGUAGUUAUGGCGCCCGUAGUGCCAGGAUCCCAUCCCAGAGUAAGUAGUCAAAACGUUUAAGAACAGUUUGACAACUUACCUGGGGUCUGCUGGGAUAUAGGGCAUAGGAGCAGUGCUAUAUGUUAGGGCAUGAAGUGUGUGUGAAAGGUGCAGUGUGUGUGUGAGCGGUGAAGUGUGUGUAUGGGGGCAGUGCUUGUGGGGUAGUGUGUGCAUGGAGGGCAGUGUUUGUGGGGCAGUGUGUGUAGUGUGUGUAUGGGGAGCAGUGUGUGUGUGUAGUAUGUGCAUGGGGGGCAGUGUGUGUAGUGUGUAUGGGGGCAG
Pelobates cultripes (western spadefoot toad) is the source of this 36970-nucleotide messenger RNA. The record is from the annotation of a GenBank genome assembly. NCBI's taxonomy places the organism in Eukaryota, Metazoa, Chordata, Amphibia, Anura, Pelobatidae.